Messenger RNA from Lacerta agilis (Sand lizard), 5570 nucleotides. RefSeq names its product zinc finger protein 197-like. Bases 239 to 5227 code for a protein of 1662 amino acids. NCBI's taxonomy places the organism in Eukaryota, Metazoa, Chordata, Lepidosauria, Squamata, Lacertidae. The transcript has 8 exons. The record is from RefSeq and is a predicted model, not a curated record.
CCCUUCCUGCUCAUCUGGAAUGUCUACCUAGCUACAUGUUAGCCAAGAAGAAGCCCUGAUUCGUCUCUGCUGCCUGCUGAAUGACACCCAUCCACCUUUACAUGGCAAACUGGAUCUAAGGACCAAGGCAGAGACAGAGGCUGGAUAUUUGUUCCAACUUUCAGCAAGGAAGCGAGAAGUUCUCUGGGAUAAAGAGGGAGACUGAAUUUGGAUGAGGCCGUUCUGGGCCUGAGACAAGAUGGCCACCAGGGAAGGGACACAGUCCAGCUUUGGCCUGCAGUUCCACGCAGCGCUUGAGCAAGGAGUCCCCCAGCAGAUCAAAAUGGAGGACGAGGAUACCUCAGAUUCCACCUCGGGGGAAGGGUUGGAAGAAACCCCUCACAUCAUCCAGGCCGGAAGCAUCCGCGAAUUCCUGCAGAGGCCUACCGGAGACCAGGAAACUGGCAACGGGCUGCUUCAGUGUUGGGAAACCCAGUGGCAGGACUUUCUGAAGAUCCUGGAAUACCCUCGCUUGGAGAGGGAGACGCCACAGGUCCUCGAGGGACCCACCCCGUGGGACAACACCAAGUCUUUCCUGGCCUCCUUUGAGCUAGUGGCAGAAGCGUGCCGGUGGCCCCGAGAGGACUGGAUGGCCCAUCUUCUGCCAGCCCUCAGCGGGGAAGCCGAGCAUAUCUUCAGCAACCUGGACACCAGAGACAGGAUUGACUAUGACAAGGUUAAGGCAGCCAUCUUGCGUGGGGAUGCCAUCAUCAGGGAGAGGCAGCGCCAGAACUUCCGCUGCUUCUGCUACCAGGAAGCCGAGGGGCCAAGAGGCGUUUACGGGCAGCUCCAGCAGCUGUGCGGUCAGUGGCUGAAGGUGGAGAGGCACUCGAAGGAGCAGAUCCUGGAGCUGCUGAUCCUGGAGCAGUUCCUGAGCAUCCUGCCGCCGGAGAUGCAGAGCUGGGUCGGGGAACAUGGGCCGGAGACCUGCUCCCAGGCGGUGGCCCUGGCCGAGGACUUCCUGCAGAGGGCGUAUGCUGGAGAGAGUUGGGAAGAGCAGGAGUUGGGACCAAUUGAGGAGGUCGCUCUGGAUUUCUCUGAGGAAGACGAGACCCCACUGAAUGGUUACACAGAGGCCAAUAGGGAGGAUGAUGACAGCGACGCCACCUCACUAGGUGAAGAUUGGGCGAGUGCCAAUGAGAUGGAGACACCCCGGUCGGAAGGAUUUUAUCAAGCAUACCCAAAUGGGACUCCAAAGGGAAGGAUAGCAGAAAGCAAGGCUUCCUGUUUUCGUGAACAGGAAGAGCACUGCCCUGAGAGGAAAGAGGAAAAUGGCCCACCAGAGCGAGCAGAAACGUGUGUGAUUUGGGAGGGCGAUGAACCCCUUGAGGGAAGCAGGGAAGCACAGGGGAUCCACAUGCCAAAGAAGAAGGGCAUGUUCAAGGCUGAAGGAUGGAGCUUCAGGCAGAGGACAGACCCUAUUAAAUGUGAGAGAACCGACACAGUGGAGCAGCCCUACAAAUGUUCUGAUGGUGGGAAAAACUUCAAGGUGAUCUCUCACUGCAUUUCUCGUAAAAGAAGACAUGGGGAAAGGAAGCAACACAGGUGCCCUGACUGUGGGAAAUCCUUCAUUGCCAAAGCACACCUUAUCAAUCAUCAGAGAACCCACACUGGAGAGAAGCCGUUCAAAUGCCUGGCCUGUGGGAAGACUUUUGCCCAGAGUUCCAACCUCAGUGUCCAUCAGAGAAUCCACACAGGAGUGAAGCCGUUCCAGUGCUCUGACUGUGGGAAAAACUUCUCUUCCAGCACCAACCUCACCAAACACCAGAGCACCCACGUGAAGGGGGCCCCAUAUAAAUGUUUAGUGUGUCGGAAGAGCUUCAAGGUGCACUCUCACUUUAUCACCCACAAAAGAAUCCAUGCGAGAAGGAAAUUGCACACCUGCUCAUACUGUGAGAAGAGCUUCCUUGCUGCAUCACAGCUCAUAAUUCAUCAGCGAAUUCAUACUGGAGAGAGACCCUAUAAAUGUGUGGAAUGUGGGAAAUCCUUUAGUCAGAAGGCUCACCUUAAGGUCCACCAACGAACGCACAAAAGAGGAAAAUCAUUCCAGUGUUCUGAGUGUGGAGAAAGCUUCAAUUCCAGGAUCAGCCUUAUCCAACAUCAAAUAAUCCACCCUGGAGUGAGCCCCUAUAAAUGCUCUGAAUGUGGGAAAACCUUCAGGGUGAAUUCCCACCUUAUUGCUCACAAGAGGAACCACGUAGCCAAGAAACCCCAUAAGUGUGCAUACUGUGGGAAAUCCUUCUUUGCCAAAUCACACCUUAUCAAUCAUCAGAGAAUCCACACAGGAGAGAGGCCGUUCAAAUGCUUGGCCUGCGGGAAAGGUUUUAGCCAGAGUUCGCACCUUAAUGCUCAUAAACGAACCCACAUUGGCGUGAAGGGAUUCCAGUGCUCUGACUGUGGGAAAAGUUUCAGUUCGAGCACAAACCUUAUUAGGCAUCAGAGCAUCCACACAAGUGGAAACCUCUAUAUAUGCUCUGACUGUGGGAAAAGCUUCAAAGUCCAUUCCCACCUUAUUGCUCACCAGAGAAUUCACACAGCCAAGAAACCCCACAAGUGUUCGUACUGUGGGAAGUCCUUCUUUGCCAAAUCAUCCCUCUUGAUUCACCAGAGAAUCCACACAGGAGAGAGGCCAUACAAAUGUUUGGCCUGUGGGAAAAGCUUCACGCAGAGCUCCCACCUUACCGUUCAUCAAAGGACUCACAAAGGAAAAAAGUCAUUCCGUUGCUCAGACUCUGGGAAAAGCUUCAGGGUCAGCUCUCACCUUAUUGCACACAAGAGGGUUCAUGAGGCAAAGAAAGCCCAUAAAUGUUCCUACUGCGGCAAAUCCUUCAUUUUCAAGUCCUACCUUAUCAUACAUGAGAGAAUGCACACGGGAGAGAGACCCUACAAAUGUUUGGUUUGUGGCAAAGGCUUCAGUCAGAAGUCACACCUUACUGUUCAUCAGAGAACUCAUGUGGGGAAGAAACCAUUCCAACGCUCUGAAUCUGGGAAAGGCUUUAGGGUGAGCUCUCGGCUUAUCACCCAUAGGAGAAUCCACACAACAAAAAAGCUGCACAACAACAACCACAACAACAACAACAACAACAACAGUAAUAGUACUAAAUGUUUGGAUUGUGGGAAAUCUUUCAUAUCCAAAUCGUAUCUGAUCAUCCAUCAGAGAAUACACACAGGAGAGAGGCCCUACAAGUGCACCGUCUGUGGGAAAUGUUUCAGCCAGAGCUCUCAUCUGACAGUCCACCAGAGAACCCACAAGGGAGAAAAGUUGUUCCCGUGUUCAGACUGUGAGGAAAAAUUCAGUUCAAGGAUGAAGCUUCUUAAGCAUCAGAGAAUCCACAUGAAGGGGAAUCCGUUUAAAUGCUUGGACUGUGGGAAAUCUUUUGUCACCAAAUCACAGCUUGUGGUACACCAGAGAAGCCACACUGGGGAGAGGCCAUAUAAAUGUUUGGACUGUGGGAAAGGGUUCAGCCAGAGCUCAAACCUCAUUAGGCACCAGAGGAUUCAUUCGGGGGAGAACCCCCAUAAAUGCUCAGACUGUGGGAAAAGCUUCUGUUCAAGUGAGAACCUUAUUAAGCAUAAGAGAAUCCACACUGCUGGAAAGGACAAAAUGGCUGCCGAGCGGGCAGCGGUGACCAACCUCCAGAUCGUGGAAGACCAAGUGCUGCAUAUAAAAAUGGAAGAGGAGGAUGAGGAAGAGGAAGACGGACCUGUGAAAGGGCCUUGCGUCAUCCGGGCCGGGAGCCUGAGGGACAUUUUGGGAUGGCCAGGGCCAGAGCAGGUCAAGCAGGAGCUGGACGAAGAGGUGCCUCAGUGCUGGGAAGCCCACAGCCAGGAGCACCUGAGACUCAUCCAGUCGCCUCAUUCAGGAUGGCGGCCCCCUCAGCAGCCGGAGUUGCUCAACCUGAGGCAACGAGGAGCAAGGAGGCGGGAGCAGCAGGUGCCGGUCCUUUUUGACGAGAUGGACGUCCAUUCCCCAGAGGCCGACCACACCUUGCUGGACAGACGGCGGUAUCUCCGCAGGGAGGUCAAGCAGAGGCUGGAGAGGGAAGCCAGCUCACUUGUUGGCUCUGCCGUGCCAAUGCGCCGUUUCCCGAAGAUGAGCCGUCGCGGCACCAACUGGUCGUACGCCGAGGUGAUUGAUCUCCUGGAUAUCUGGGGGGAGCAGAGGAUCCAGCAGGUCCUUCAGAGCAGCCACCGGAACAUGGACACCUUCCAGGUCAUUGCCAACGAGAUGGCCAAGAGGGGCCACGAGCGGACAGCCCAGGAGUGCCGCACCAAGACCAAGACGAUGCGCCGGGACUACAAGAAGGUCAAAGAGAACAACUGCUCCGGGACAGGGCGACUCACCUGCCCCUUUUACGACCAGCUGGAGCAGAUUCUGGAAUCUGGAGCGCCCCAACCCUUGGGGCAGACCCAGAGUUAUGGACACCAGGAGGAGUCGGGGGGAGAUGAUGGUCCCCCGUGCGGCCUGGAGGAGGGCGUCCCCCACGAGUCCGAGGACUACCUUGAGCCCCAGGACUUCUUCGACCCCUCUGCCCAGUUCUCCAUCGAACUCGUCGAUUCGGUGGACUCCACCACCGUGGUGUGCAAAACAGAGGACAACUUUGAGGAGCCGAUAAGCACCCCUCGGCCAGCCACAGAAGCCGAUCAUUUGCUCAACCCCUUGCAAACUGCCCCGCCCAGUCUACCUGGCAGCCCAGCCACCACUGGCUCCACAGCAGACGUGCACCUGACCCCUUGCCACAGCCCGUUGCCUGGGCCACCGGGCCUCUCAGCCGCCGAACGCCUUGCCAACAUCCGGAACCGGCACAAGACCAGGAACGAUUUGGCCACGGAGCUGGCGAUGGCAGCGGACCUGCGGAUGCAGGCGGCUACCGACAGGAUCCUUUCCGCCCUCGACGGCUACGCCAAAGCGGACUUGGAGGACCGCGAGAAGGACAGGGUGGGCACUGAGCAGAUCAUUGCCAUCAUGCAACGGCAGACAGAACUUCUGGAGCUGCUCAUACGGCGGCAGCAGUCCUCCACUCCGGCGGCCGUGUCCACGGCCCCCUCACGGCAAGCAUGGCCGCCACGGACGGGCCAAUCCAGCCACCGGCCUGCAGGCCCUUCUUCCUCCCGCCUGGGCGUUCCCAGGCGGCCGUUGACACCCAGGGCCCGUACCAGGAGAAGGCCUCAGAACUACAGCCCUUGACUCUCGCCUUUUGCAAUCCCCUACAAGAGCUUGCGGUUGUCUGCUUGCCGUGUUUCAUUCUUUAAUUCGGUUAAUAACCUUUUGGGAGUUGUUUUCUCUUCCACCCCCUCCAUGCUUUCCCAUUAGGGUUAAAAAGAGAGCGUUGUCAACAAACCGAAGGCUUCGUCGCAACAGCCGUUUGUUCUGUCAUUGCCGAAAGCUAACAAAAACCCUAUUUUAAAAAAAUAAAGUAUUUUCUUUCUUUUUUAAUAAACGGCGAGCCCUGGCAUCAAGUUAAAAAAGAAAGAAAGCAAAAAGUGAACCAGCUGGCUGCUGUUUCUGGGGGGGAAAUCCUUGGGGGUUU